Messenger RNA from Oikopleura dioica, 252 nucleotides. The record is from the annotation of a GenBank genome assembly. Lineage: Eukaryota; Metazoa; Chordata; Appendicularia; Copelata; Oikopleuridae.
AUGGACGAAGAAGCGUCGCAUCACGAGAUUAACUCGAAUAGAAGCCAAGAAAAUCAACAUCACGAAAGCCAGCUUUCAAAGAGCUCAUUCGAAACGCUCAAUCUCUCCCAGUUAGUUCGAGACAGUACUGAGCAUUACAUCCCGCCUGGUCUUUCGCAUCCGCCAAGAGAUGAUACUUUCGACGAUCUGAAGCGAAAUGAGUCCAAGUUGGCGGAGCGGACAGAGGAAGGACGCACUUCAGAACACGAGUAA